UGGACAAAAUGCAGGCCAAAGCAUUUAACUUCAUCCCUUUGAAACUACCGUCUCCGGCGAUCAAACUGCCACCGGCUCAGGCAAUCUCGUUCCCGGAUCAUGUCGGCCGCGACAUGUCUAUAGCUAUACCAAAUCAAGAAGUAUCAACUUCAGUUGAAGAAGAAAAAAUGGCAGCCUAUUGGGAUUAUCAGUUUUUGUUUGUGUCCCAACGUUCAGAAACCGUUAACCCCGUUAGCUUGCGUGUUAUCGAGGGUUCCAUACCGUCGGAUUUUCCACUAGGAACGUAUUAUCUAACCGGACCAGGAUUGUUUAGGGAUGAUCAUGGCUCAACGGUGCAUCCUCUAGAUGGUCAUGGCUAUCUUAGAGCAUUCACAAUAGAUGGGGUUAAAGGUGAGGUAAAGUUUAUGGCUAAAUACAUUGAGACCGCGGCUCAAGUGGAGGAGCAUAACCGCGAAACUGGUGAGUGGCGGUUCACCCACCGUGGCCCGUUUUCGGUGCUUAAAAAUGGGGAAAAGAUUGGGAAUACCAAAGUUAUGAAAAAUGUUGCUAACACUAGUGUGUUAAGAUGGGGUGGUAGGUUGUUUUGUUUGUGGGAAGGGGGAGCUCCUUAUGAGAUUGAUUCUAGAUCAUUGGAUACUAUCGGGAGGUUCGAUUUGAUCAAUGGUGUUGAUGGAUCAUCAACACCAUCGACCUCUGAUCGUGAGAGGCGCGUGGGUGGUGACAACAUGUUAGACCUUGCUACAAGCAUAUUGAAGCCAAUAUUAUAUGGGGUUUUCAAGAUGCCAUCAAAGAGGUUGUUGUCGCAUUAUAAGAUUGAUGCUUCAAGGAAUAGACUUCUAAUGAUGUCAUGCAAUGCAGAGGAUAUGCUACUCCCACGUAGUAAUUUCACCUUCUACGAAUUUGAUUAUAAUUUCAAGAUCCUGCAAAAACAAGAAUUCAUUAUCCCUGAACAUCUGAUGAUCCACGACUGGGCUUUUACAGAUUCCCAUUACAUAUUGUUUGGCAAUCGAAUCAAACUUGACAUUCUUGGAUCAAUGACUGCUGUAUGCGGAUUUACACCGAUGAUAACUGCAUUAUCGGUGAAUCCUAGUAAGUCGACAUCUCCGAUAUAUCUACUACCUCGUUUCCCCGAACACGAGGAAAGGAGAGACUGGAAAGUGCCGAUCGAAGCUCCUUCGCAGAUGUGGGUACUUCACGUCGGGAAUGCAUUCCAGGAAACCGAUCACAAUGGGAAUACGCAGAUUCAAAUACAAGCUAGUGGUUGUUCUUAUAAGUGGUUCAAUUUUCAAAAGAUGUUUGGAUAUGAUUGGCGAAGUGGCAAGUUAGACCCGUCGAUGAUGAACGCCGACGGGGGAAAUAAACUGUUGCCGCAUCUCAUCCAAGUUUCAAUUAACUUGGAUGCAAGCGGAAAUUGUGAAGAAUGUCGUGUGAACCCUCUAAACGAUCAAUGGGACAGGGCGACUGAUUUCCCUGUUAUAAACCACGAUUUUGGUGGGCGAAACAACACAUAUGUCUACGCGGCAACAUCUUCAGGUUUUCGCAGAGAGUUGCCGCAUUUUCCAUUUGAUAGUGUGGUGAAGUUCAACACCGCGGAGAACACCACCCAAACAUGGUCGGUUGGUACCCGACGGUUCAUUGGUGAACCCAUUUUCGUCUCUAAGGGGAGCGACGAAGAUGAUGGGUACCUUCUUGUGGUUGAGUAUGCGGUAUCAAAACAGAUGUGUUAUCUAGUGAUAUUGGAUGCCAAGAAAGUUGGGGAGACAAAUGCAGUUGUGGCAAGACUUGAAGUACCUAAACACUUGAAUUUUCCUCUUGGGUUUCAUGGAUUUUGGGCUCCAAUGGAUUAUUAGUAGUAGGGAAAAUGUUUGUGUUUUCAUGUAUUAUAUUUUUUUUUAAAAUAUGAAAAGAAAUACUCUAUAAGCGAGAGAUCUGGUUAUGUCGGUAAGUUAAUAUCAUUAAGUUAUUAUGCUACUGUCAA
This is a messenger RNA of Helianthus annuus (common sunflower), 1978 nucleotides long. Its product is annotated as carotenoid cleavage dioxygenase 7, chloroplastic. Gene Ontology annotation, cellular component: chloroplast stroma. The record is from RefSeq and is a predicted model, not a curated record. Gene Ontology annotation, molecular function: 9-cis-epoxycarotenoid dioxygenase activity. The transcript is spliced from 6 exons. The coding region runs from base 9 to 1850 and encodes 613 amino acids. Lineage: Eukaryota; Viridiplantae; Streptophyta; Magnoliopsida; Asterales; Asteraceae. Gene Ontology annotation, biological process: carotene catabolic process.